CACACAACACUCCUCCAAAGUGGCUCUCUCUCUCUCGCUUUCCUUGUGUGCGAUUUCGAGCCUUCGUUUUAAUGGCGUGAACUAGAAACAAGACGACGACUGUACGGUCUCUCCUUCCGGAAUCAUGGCGGUACGUAGAAGAACCCUAGCCCCUUUCUUUCUCUUCUAUCACUCUCUUCAGUCUCCGAUCAGCUUGUGAUUUGAAAACUCCAUAGAACCGCCAUUGAAAUGGAGCAAACCUUAAUCAACGAACAUCGUCAUUUUCCUUCUUUUCUCACGUUUUAUCGUUUCUGUUUUCUCGAACCCAUGUUUUUCUUCUGCAGAAUUGUGAUGUGGGUUUUGGUUUGAUCUGUUGAAAUUUCGAUCUCUCUCCUCUGUUUGUGUCGGGGUCCUCGAAACGGCUGUGGAAGACGAGAGAGAGAAGGAACACCGCCAUGAUGAUGAAAAAUGAGUUUUCCUCUGCUUCCUCUCCUUCCCGUUCUCCUCCAUUAAUGGAGAUCCUCAGAACCUCGUCACAUUCUUCCAACCUCCAUUUUUUUCCUCAAAACUUCUGCGGAGAAUCGUCUUCGAGCAGUGUCUCUUUCCGAUCGUCGUCGGAUCACUCUAUCUCCUUCUCUAAUGGGUUAUGCUCCUCCGAUGGUUCUCCGUUCGCUCCUCCUCUGUUUGAUCCGACGGCAAAGUACUGCCACGCUUCACCGGUUUCACUGUUUCAUAAGGAUGUGAAGAGUAUCAAUGAGGAGGAUCUGGGUCUGUGGGAAAAUCUCUAUCUGAUGAACAUCAGGGACGACGAUGAGGAUGAUGAAGAAGAAGGAGAGAAGGGUUCUAAUGGACGAACCGAGAAUCGCACAGAUGUUCUUGGGUCCAUUCCUGAGAACGAUCACGCUGAAUUCACUGGAAUCCCAUUCUACAGCCUUGGAAAAUGCGAAAAGCUUAAUGGAUUCAACAAUGGUGGAUUUGGUCCCGGAGGCUUUCCGUAUGGAGUUUCCUCCGCUUAUGGCGUUGAUAAAUCUGCAUUGUUCUAUAAUCAAAAGGGUUCCACUGGUAUUGAUCAUAAAAUUUCAUAUGAUCCAUGGCUGAACGCUGGUCGAUACAAUCGGAGCAGCUCUGGAUCGGACCAGAGAAACAGUGUCAAAAGAAACAUCUUUGGCAUGAGCGCUGUUCCUCUGCAGAGGCCAUACAGUAGUCCUUAUAGAGCCGAUUUGUUUGCCAAUUCUCAGCAACUGGGCAUGUUCAGGUGUGCUUCGAACUCAUGCCCUUCUCGACAGAUGGCGAAGCCGGGUUUUUCUUACAACGUGAGUUGCAGAGGAACGGACUUGUCCCCAUUGUUCUGCCAAGACACUGUCGGAUUUCCAACCAAUCGAGUCCCUCAGUCCAUGGUUUCAGCUAAAGGUGUAGAAAGGUUUAGUUUUGAGGAUAGUUUACUCUUGCAAGGUAAAAGCUUGAACUAUGGCGUCGACAGUUACAAAAUUCCGCCAUUGGAUCAUAGGAGAAGGGGCAUCGGAAACACAGACACUCGCCCAUGUCUGCUUAAUGUCUCUGAAAUCCAGGGUUAUGUAUACUUGAUGGCUAAAGACCAGCACGGUUGCCGAUUCUUGCAGUGGGUCUUUGCCGAGGGAAGUGCCAUAGAUGCCACGGCCAUAUUCAACGAGGUUAUUGAUCAUGUCGUCGAGCUUAUGAUGGACCCUUUUGGAAAUUACCUGAUGCAGAAACUGUUGGAUGUCUGUACUGAAGAACAGAGGACCGAGAUCAUCCUUGUCGCGACUGCAGAGCCCGGGCAGCUUAUCAGGAUAUCGUUGAACGCUUACGGUACAAGGGUUGUCCAGAGAUUAGUCGAAACAAUCAGAACCAGGAAGCAGAUCUCGCUGGUGAAAGCGGCUCUGAGACCCGGUUUUCUCGAUCUCAUAAAGGAUUUAAACGGAAACCACGUGAUUCAACGCUGUUUGCAGUGCCUUAGUGCAGAAGAUUGCAAGUUCAUCUUCGAUGCUGCCACUAAGUUCAGCGCCGAUAUCGCAACCCAUAGGCACGGCUGCUGUGUACUGCAAAAGUGCAUCGCUCAUUCCAUGGGACAGCAGAGAGAGAAGCUCGUCGCCGAAAUAUCCAGAAACAGCCUCCUCCUCGCCCAAGACCCUUUCGGGAACUAUGCUGUCCAGUACGUGAUAGACCUGAGGUCUCCUUCGGCCAUGGCGAUGAUGCUAGCUCAGUUCAAAGGGCAUUACGUUCAGCUGUCGAUGCAGAAGUUCAGCAGCCAUGUGGUGGAGAGAUGCCUCACAUAUUACCCGGAGACCCGUCCUCAGAUCGUACGUGAGCUCGUCUCUGUUCUUCACUUCGACCAGCUUCUUCAGGACCCUUUCGCCAAUUUCGUCAUCCAAUCCGCUCUUUCCGUCACCAAGGGUCCACUCUAUGCUUCGCUCGUGGAAGUGAUAAUGCCUCAUUCGAUUCUGCGCAACAAUCCCUACUGCAAGAGGAUUUUCUCGAGGAAUCUCUUGAACAAGUGAAAGGCUCAUCUCUCUCUCUUGUUAUGAGUCUGUAAUUUCCAAUCUUGUUGUUGUUUUCUUCUUCCCCUAGUUUUUUUUCCCCCUCCAUGAAUAAACUCUGGGCAUGGUGUCUGCUGUCUAGAUCCAGACAAGAAGGACACUCUUGUGUUGGAUUUAUUCUGUUGUUGUUUCUUCUCAUCUAAU
Messenger RNA from Tarenaya hassleriana, 2678 nucleotides. Its product is annotated as putative pumilio homolog 8, chloroplastic. Bases 435 to 2495 code for a protein of 686 amino acids. Gene Ontology annotation, molecular function: mRNA binding. Lineage: Eukaryota; Viridiplantae; Streptophyta; Magnoliopsida; Brassicales; Cleomaceae. The transcript has 5 exons. Gene Ontology annotation, cellular component: cytoplasm. Gene Ontology annotation, biological process: post-transcriptional regulation of gene expression. The record is from RefSeq and is a predicted model, not a curated record.